AUGUUUGCUUCAGAGAAUGGUUUGCGGGGUGACCCAAGAUUGCAGGGAAUUUCUGAUGCCAUCAGAGUUGUUCCUCAUUUCCCAAAGCCAGGAAUAAUGUUUCAAGACAUAACAACACUGCUCUUGGAUCCCAAAGCUUUCCAGGAUGCCAUUGAUAUCUUUGUUGAGCGUUACAGAGACAUGGAUAUCUCAAUUGUUGCAGGAGUGGAAGCCAGAGGAUUCAUGUUUGGCCCUGCUAUUGCAUUAGCCAUUGGUGCAAAAUUUGUUCCCCUGCGUAAACCCGGAAAGUUGCCCGGAGAAGUAAUAUCUGAAGACUAUGAGCUAGAAUAUGGGAAUGAUCGUUUGGAGAUGCAUGUUGGAGCUGUUGAAACAGGGGAAAGGGUAAUGAUAGUUGAUGAUUUGGUGGCUACCGGAGGCACUCUAUCUGCAGCCAUAAGGCUUUUAGAACGUGGUGGAGCAGAGGUUGUUGAAUGUGGUUGUGUUAUUGGUGUACCAGAGUUUAAGGGGCGUCGCAAGCUGGCUGGUAAGCCACUUUAUAUUCUUGUGGAACCCCGGGAUAUAGCUCCCUAA
Molecule: messenger RNA, 570 nt
Organism: Oldenlandia corymbosa var. corymbosa
Lineage: Eukaryota; Viridiplantae; Streptophyta; Magnoliopsida; Gentianales; Rubiaceae
Source: the annotation of a GenBank genome assembly